Molecule: messenger RNA, 842 nt
Organism: Monascus purpureus
Lineage: Eukaryota; Fungi; Ascomycota; Eurotiomycetes; Eurotiales; Aspergillaceae
Source: the annotation of a GenBank genome assembly
CCUAGAUCCAUACACAUAUCGACAUGAAGUCCUUCUGGACAUCCUCCAAAUUCGCAACAAAAGCUGUGCGCGUAACAACAACGCCAGUCCUGAAAAACCUAGGCGAAAGCAAGCUGGUUCUUGCGGCGCUGCAGAAAUUCGGUGAGGUAGUGACAUAUAGGAAUUUAAAGUAUGACCCCACGACCCCGAAAAUAUCCCCAAACAACAUACUCGCCAUCUUCGACUCGGAACAAGCAGCCGAGAACGCCAUAAAUGCAUCUCCCAUCACCAUACCCGUCCCCAAGGAGAUCAGACGUCGUCCCAGACAAGAAACGUCUCCGAGACCACCAUUGCCAACAUCUUCAAUGUCGGACAGAUUGAACAUGAACCUGAACAUGAAGAGCUCCCGCCCGAUUCACCCCGACAUCAACGCCCCCCAUCGCGAUACCUAUAACAACGACGAUGACGAUGUUUAUAUCGACGAUUAUACUGAAAAUUAUGACGAAAUUGAGAAUGCCAUUGACAAUGACAGUGAAAAUAGCAACGAAAAUACAGACCCAAACAACCCCACCGAAAGACCAACCUUCAUAACUUGCCGGAUCAAUCCAUCCCGAUACAACCACUACACCGCCCAAGGCAAGAACCCGUACUACUCCACCUUCUACCUGGUGCGGAACAGCUACCCCUAUAAGGAUCUAAGGGACACGGGGAUCCCGUUACGGGAGCUCGCGGACCCGCUGGUGGGGAAGAAAGGGCAGAUACCGAUGUCCGUUAAGAAGAAGGUACAGGAGGAGAAUGUGCGGUUGGGGGCGACGUCUUUGGUGAAGUUGUAUGAGGAGGGGCUUUUGAGGCCAAAGUCAUGA